AGUCGCCAUUUGUUCGGAGUGAGAGGAGUGUCGGUGCUUUGCCGUUUAGCUGCUCGCUGCGCCAGUGCGAGACGUAGCCUCGAGCGCGCCUUCCCCGCUGUUAAUGUCACGAGCUGCGCACGGGAGACUGUCUGAGAAAAGGGCACGCAAUUUGUCCUGAGUGGCUAAGCUAGGCUAAGCUAAGCUAACAGUGAGGCGGUCGCUUCAGCCCGCGGCGAGUUCGUCUGAAAGUUCCUCUUAAAGUUCCUCUAAAGUCGUUUAAUCUCUACGAUGAUCAUUGAGGACCUCGAUGCCUUGAAGACGUGGCUCUCCAAAACCCUCGAACCGAUAUGUGACGCGGACCCCUCCGCCCUCGCGAAGUACGUGGUCGCCCUGGUGAAGAAGGACAAGUCGGACGCGGAGUUGCGUGCGCUGUGCGUGGACCAGCUGGACGUCUUCCUGCAGAAAGAGACCCAGACGUUUGUGGAUAAACUGUUUGACGCAGUGAACACACACAGUUACCUGCCUCAGUGUGAAGCUCAGUCCUGCUCCCUGGACCGGGCUGACGGCCACCCGCGGCUGGACGAGCAGAAGAAGGAUGAGCUGCUUGGCCGAGAUGAGGACAGAGAGAAGAAGUUCUCCAGACGUGUUAACCAUAGUCCCCAGCCGAGCUCCCGCUAUGGCCGAGACAACAGGAGAGGGGAUGACCGUAAGAAAGACGAGCGCUCCAGGAAGAGGGAAUAUGACCGGAAUCCUCCCCGCCGGGACUCAUAUCGGGACCGCUACAACCGGCGCCGUGGGCGGAGCCGCAGCCGCAGCUGGAGUAAAGACCGUGCCCGAGAGCGGGACCGAGAGCGGGACCGGGACCGGGACCGGGACAGGGACAGGGAGCGGGACAGAGACCGGGAUCUCAGCAGAACACGAUCCCGUACUCGCUCACGCACCAGGAGUAGAGAGAGGGAUUCUGGGAAAUCGAAGUAUGACCAGGAGCGUCCUGAUCGACAGGAAGGAGGAGCCAGUGAGAAUUAUGUGGCUCCGCCCCUAGCCACAGGCCCCGCCUCCACACACUUCCCUGUGCCAGCUCUCAGUAGUACUAUCACAGUGAUCGCCCCUACUCACCAUGGCAACAGCACCACAGAGAGCUGGUCUGACUUCCACCCAGACCAUGCCCCCUACGGGAGAGCUGCCCCGCCUCCUCCUCGCAAACGUUGUCGUGACUACGAUGAGAAAGGCUUCUGCAUGCGGGGUGACCUGUGCCCUUUCGACCACGGCAGUGACCCCGUGGUGGUGGAGGAUGUCAACCUUCCCGGCAUGCUCCCCUACCAGGCUCCGCCCCUCCCUGUGGUGGACGGCCCCCCUGCUCCGGGACUGCCCCCCCCUCCCGCCCUCCUCACACCCCCACCGGUCAACCUGCGGCCGCCUGUGCCCCCAGGUGCCAUGCCCCCCAGCCUCCCACCUGUGGCAGGUCCUCCUCCUCGUCUUCCAGCCCUGCAGCCAUCGAGAAUGGACACGCCCCCCUGCUCUGUCACAAGCUCUGUGCCUGCCAUUGUGACGUCUGGGCUCCGCCCCCCACUAACCCAGCCUCCACCACACCUGGUCACGUCAGGGCUCCGCCCACCCUUAGCCCAUCCCCCUCCCCCACUCUACACUUCAGAUGUGUUUGAGCCAGAUGUGUAUAACCCAGAGGCUCCUAGUAUGAACCCCAGACCUGUGUACAGACACCGUGGCAACGUUCAGAGGCCCAACCUCAUUGGCCUGACCAUGGGCGAGAUGGACGUUCCUCCACGAGACAAAUCGCUGAAUAAUAACAACAGUGUGAGGAUUGUAGUGGAGUCGGAGUCCAGGAAGAGAGGUCCUGGACCCCCUGACAGCAACAUAGUGCCGAAGAAGCCCUGGUUUGAGAAACACACCUUCAACAAGCCGAACCAUCACGGCUACCAGAAGAAGUCUGUGUUCUCCUCAGCCAACACUAAACUGGCCAUACGACAGAUACCCCCAGACCUGAACACCAUUAGCAAGCUCAAUGAGUACUUCAGCAAGUUUGGCACUAUAGUCAACCUGCAGGUUGCCUAUAACAACGACCCAGAGGGGGCGCUGAUCCAGUUUGCAUCUCCUGAGGAAGCAAGGAGGGCCAUUCACAGUCCUGAGGCCGUGCUGAACAACCGCUUUAUAAGAGUGUACUGGCACAGAGAGGAGGUGACACACACACACACACACACACACACACACACACACACACACACAGAGAGGCGGUGUGUGACGUGUGUUCCUGUGCUCCAGUGUGUACCGGUGUCCCCGUCCCUUGCCGUGGUCAGUGUGAAACAGUCUGUGAAGGAGCGUCUGGGUCCUCUGCCCCCCAGCAGUCCUGCUGAUCCCCCCGCUCAGUCUUCUCUGAACGUGGGCAGGUCCUCAGUGAAGGCGCGUCUUGGCUUCUCCAAACCAGCGCCCCCUGCUGGAAAGGUCUUCUCCACCUCAACUGGACUCACGAAGACCUUCUAUAACCCAGCGGCGCUGAAGGCCGGCCAAAAGGGGGCGCUGUUUGGGCUGGCAACCAGCACUGAGGAGACGCUGAAGAAGAAACAGGAGGCGCUGAAACUCCAGCAGGACGUGAGGAAAAAGAAGCAGGAGAUUCUGGAGAAACACAUCGAGACUCAGAAAUUGCUGAUCUCUAAGUUGGAGAAGAAUAAGUGUGUGAAGGCAGAGGACAAGGCCCAGCUCAUGAGCACACUCACCACACUGACCACCAGCAUCAACAAACUGCAAGAGGAGCUGAGAGGAUACACACACACCCCGCACAUGUGUGUCAGAACCAAGGCCCAGGCGCAGAAGGAGCUGCUAGACACAGAGCUGGACCUGUAUAAGAAGACUCAGGCAGGCGAGGACACUGCUCAGCUCAAACUGAGAUACACACAGCUUCAGCUCGAGGCUGCCAAAAGGGGUCUUCUGAACCCCGGCCGAGGGAGGGGGACCCAUCCGAGGGGUCGAGGGUCGCUGCGGGGCCGGGGCCGGGGCGUUCGAGGGCGGCCCAGGGGGGGCCCUGCCAACGUGGUGGUGGACCACCGGCCCCGGGCCCUGGUGGUCAGUGGCUUCACCGAGGCGGAGCGGGUCGACCUGGUGCCGCACUUCGCUCAAUUUGGGGAGAUUGAAGACUGUCAGAUGGAGGAUUCCAGUCUCACCGCGGUCAUCACCUACAGGACGCGUGUGGAAGCAGAGCAGGCAGCCCUCCACGGCUCUCGUCUGAACCAGCAGGAGCUGCUCCUGUCGUGGCACCGUCCCUGCGCCUCGCUCGUCACGGCCGACCCUGACGACGUGGAGCACGAGGAAGAUGAGUUCCUGGAGGACUCUCUCGUGGACAACGCUCUUCUGCAGGAUGACGACGAUGAGGAUGAUGAUGAUGAAUCCCGCUCCUGGCGCAGAUGAAGAUGUCUACGGCCUGGCAACGCCCCCAGCGUGGCUUUAUUUUCCUUUUUUAAGCUUGUUUGCCAUCAGUAAGCUUUCAUGUUUUAUUUCUCACUUUAACAGUAACUGUCUGUCGCUUCCUCACUCUGUGUGGUUCACCAUGCAGUAAAACGUGUGUGCGUGUGCACGCGUGCGGGGUUUGUUUGUUUGUUUUUCUUAUUUCCAUUAUGUAAAAACUUGCUGAUUAACUUUGUGAAAACCUUGUUUUGUUUUCUUGGUUUUUUGUGACCUAGAGAACUUUGUGAAUCAUGUCAGAUCCGAUGAGUCCAGACAGAGUUUUGGUUUGAGUACACAGUGGUGUCGGUCGUGUGUUACAUGUAGUGUCCUCACGUUCACAGAUCUUUGCUUUUGUGUAUAUAUUUUAUGAAUUUUAAUGAUUUGCCUGAUUGCUUUGCUUCUUUAAUUUGAGAUGUAAAAAAAAAAUAAAGAAUUGAAGUGGUCUGGAAAAAAAUCAGCUAAAAAACAAAAGGAAAAAAGAAAAAAAACCAAGAAAGAUGAGAGCUGCUUGUGCAGCAACGACCGAAAAAACGCCUGAAAAAUAAACCUGAAAAAAUAAAGACCAUUUCAACCCCCCUCCCCCCCUCCUCACAAAAAGAGCAUUUUUCCAACAUUCCCUUCCCUGCUCUGAACCGGAGCACGUAAGUAUCCGACACAGGACUUCACACCAAGGUAAGACAAUCGCAAAUGUUCAUUUCCCAAUAUUUUAUUUAGUUUUGAAUUGCAUGGGCUGAAGUUCUGUUUUUCCUGGGGUCAACUUUAUUUUCUUGUAAUUUUCUUUUUCUUGUGGUUUUCAGGCUGAGCUGGGACACCACGACGUCGUGUUUACCGCUGUAGUUUCAAAACCUUUUGUAGUGAAAGUUUGUCCUGUUUCUCAAUCAUAAAGUGUUUAUUUCUCA
Molecule: messenger RNA, 4334 nt
Organism: Electrophorus electricus (electric eel)
Lineage: Eukaryota; Metazoa; Chordata; Actinopteri; Gymnotiformes; Gymnotidae
Gene: rbm26
Product: RNA binding motif protein 26
Cellular component (GO): nucleus
Molecular function (GO): metal ion binding; RNA binding
Source: RefSeq, a predicted model, not a curated record